This is a messenger RNA of Musa acuminata AAA Group (dessert banana), 339 nucleotides long. RefSeq names its product sigma factor binding protein 1, chloroplastic-like. The record is from RefSeq and is a predicted model, not a curated record. Lineage: Eukaryota; Viridiplantae; Streptophyta; Magnoliopsida; Zingiberales; Musaceae. The transcript has a single exon. The coding region runs from base 1 to 339 and encodes 112 amino acids.
AUGAAGAGACUGGGCGUCCACCCCAAGUGCCUCAAGCGGUCCAAGGCGGCCAAGAAGACCCCGAUCAAGGUGGUGUACAUCUCGGACCCCAUGAGGGUGACCGCCACCGCCGCCACCUUCCGCUCCCUCGUUCAGAGGCUCACCGGCCGGGACUCGGUGCUCGAAACGACGGAUGACUCCUCGACAGCGUCUGCAUCUCCCUCGGCGGCGAGCUCGACCCCGUCGAAUCAUGGCGUCAGCUGCAACGUGGAGCAGGAGAACAGCUUGGUGGCUCCGAUCGAAGCGUUUGAUGAGGCGUUUGUUGCACGAAUGCUGGAGAGCUUUUCUGGAUUCAUGUAG